GAGAAGGAGAAGGAUUUUUAUUUUUCUCUAUGGAGAAUAGAUGCAGAGGCUGCGGUAUUGGAUUAUUGUCGGAUAUGGAUUUGAACAUCAUCAUGAACCUGGUGCUUUACAAACUCAAUUUUCAGCUGCCUUCUGAUAUUGCUUUCGAACGAUUCACGCCUUGGUUUCGCUUAUUCCUUUCCCGUAACCCUAAUUCUUAUUCGUUUCCUAUUUAGAGUUGAGGUCACUCCAAGAACUGUUUCGCUCCUUGUCAAGUCUUACAAACAGAAGAGGAGUGAAGGAACUUGUAUUCAAUUUCAGCAAUUAAUACUUGAUCAAAAUGAAUCUUCCCAUCAGCCCCUUUUAAAAAGAUGUCUUCUACAAGAGGUAAAGACAAAUUAUCAGGUUGGACUGCGUUUGAUCUUAAGCAGAGGCAGAAACAAGGACUGGUACCGAAACUGAAAAAUGACCCUUUCCCUCCUAUAGCAAUUAGUUUGGCAGCUCUCCAUCCCUGCACAAGCCAGACAAAUCACAAUGAUCUCUCAGCAAAGUCUUUCUCAUCUGUGCUGAAGGCUUCUGGCAAUUUUCCAACUUUUAAACAGAAUAAAAAUUCCAUAAAGUCAACAAACAUGGGAAAGCCUAUUGGAAAUGAAGAGAAGAUGGUUGUGGUAAACAAUAAUGAUAUAGCCCUUAAAAAGCUUAAAGAGAUGCAUUGCUGGGCUGAAAAUAGUUUGAUUGAGGACAUAUUGUCCGCUACCAAUAAUGAUAUUCAUGAGGCUUCAGCUUAUUGAAAGAAAUGAUGCCCAGAAGCGGCCCUGAGGAUACAGAGGAAGCAAAAAAUAAUGUGAUGGGAUCCACCAUUGCUAAUUUUCCAGCCAAUGCCAACUGUAAUCAAGUCUUCCUUCAGGAAACACAGCUGAUCAUGUUGGCCAGAGCUCUAAAGCCGAUGAGGAGGAUGAAAAUCUUAAAAUGUUGACAGAUGUGGAAAGGAAUAAACUCUUUGAUCACUCUAAUAUGAAGUUGAUUCCGGGGCAGUUAGCUCUAUACCUAUUGAGCUUGAAUGGGAAGAAGAUGAUGUAUAUUUGAGCCAUCGAAAGGAUGCUAUAAGGAUGAUGAGGUCAGCAUCUCAACAUUCUAGGGCUGCCACUAAUGCAUUUUUUAGAGGUGACCACUUUGCUGCGCAACAGCUCAAAAUGCUCGAGAAGAAUGGUUAGCUGCACAGAGACUUAAUGCUAAGGCUGCUAGAGAAAUUUUAAGCAUCAGAAAUUGUGACAAUGACAUGUGGAAAUUGGACUUACAUGGACUUCAUGCAACAGAAGCUGUGCAAGCCUUGCAGGAACAUUUGAGGCGGAUUGAGACUCAGGUAUCAGGAGGCCGUUCAGUUUCCCCAAACGAAGUAAAGGCAAAAAAAGGGACUCUACAUUUUUCAUCUGUUGGCACAGUUAGUUCUACGGUUAAACUGGGUAAACCACAGGCUUCAUCUAGGCAGACACCUGCAUCAUUGCAAGUUAUAACAGGUGUAGGGAAUCAUAGUCGUGGACAAGCCGCUCUCCCCACAGCCGUGAGAGGCUUCCUCAUUGAAAAUGGAUAUCGCUUGAUGAAGUGAGGCUAGGACUUAUUACUGUUCGACCCAAAUUCCGGCGUUGUUGAAGGUUUGAUUUACCGUUUGUACAGUGCUGAGAGAUGUACUAUAAGAACGCAUUCCAUUUUUUACAUAUGAAAGGGAUUUU
Molecule: messenger RNA, 1709 nt
Organism: Hibiscus syriacus
Lineage: Eukaryota; Viridiplantae; Streptophyta; Magnoliopsida; Malvales; Malvaceae
Exons: 5
Coding region: 1259-1585 (108 amino acids)
Source: RefSeq, a predicted model, not a curated record